Ciona intestinalis (vase tunicate) is the source of this 399-nucleotide messenger RNA. Lineage: Eukaryota; Metazoa; Chordata; Ascidiacea; Phlebobranchia; Cionidae. The record is from RefSeq and is a predicted model, not a curated record.
AGGUUAAGUCAUAGAGCGCAUUGAUGAUGCGUAAUAAUGCAAAUUUUUAACUUUUUUGUAGAAAUAGCUGAAGUGUUGUGCCUCCUUCCUCUUCUGUUCAACAAUAAGUUAAGCAUGUACAUUGAAUGUGAUAAUGAGAGUCAAAUUCUAUCCACACCAUAUCCAUGCAUAUUGGCAACUGAACAUGGGACAUCAGUAUAUGUUGAAAAGAGUUGGUUUUGCAAUUGUUCAACACUAGAGGAUGCUGUUCUUAUAUUGGUGACAUCAUACUGGAUUUUCGAUAUUCAGUUCCCGAAGGCAUUGACUUGUACAUUGCAGUUGUUGUGUUACAUGCUGCGCAUUUCUCAAACAAUUUCGAAUAUGACUGUUCAAAAAGUUAUUAACUCACUGUUAGAUUGA